AGAAACCCUAGUUUUCUGACCAUUUCGCAUGAAGGCCAUAGAGUAGACAGUCUCAAUCUUGCCAAAACCCGUUGCUCUUCCAGUAUAGAGCGAUGAACACCGCCAGUAGAUCUGGAGGAGUUCACCGUGACAGGUUUAGCCAUCUCCCAGACUUCAUCAUUCAUCAGAUCCUUUCAUUUCUCGACACCAAAUCGGCCGUUCAAACCUGUGUGUUGUCCCGGGUGUGGCGAUGUGCUUGGAAACAUAUCCCUGUCCUCGACCUCCAUAGCGAUUCGUUCCAAGAUUACGACGCUUUCCAAAGGUAUGUCGAUGGGGUUUUGUCCCUCCGCUGCCCUCUUAGCGUCCACAAGAUGGUUUUCGUGUCGAAAAGGCAGGACUACGACGAUUCGGAACCUGAACUAGACGAUGGGCAGUUUGCCAGGGUGAUUGAGUAUGUCUUGCGCCAUGAUAUCAAACAUUUGUCUUUCUAUCUGGAGCAUUGUUUGUAUCCGGACAACUAUUUUAGAUUCUCGAAUGUGUUUGGCAGCAGCUCAACUGCAAGGAACUGCAACCUGAGAACUCUAGAGCUAGGCGAUUUCGCCCUCCAGAGCGGAUUUCUAUCUUUUGGUUUUCGGAUGCUGACCACAUUGCAAUUGGAAUCAUGCGAUCUGCGCUUUAAUUGGGAGGAGGACAUCGAUCCGUUCUCUAACUUCCCCUGUCUCCAGAAUUUGGUCAUGAAACAUAUCAGCACCGACCUUGCUUACCGCGGCAUGUGGGAAACGAGCUUCAAGAUUUCUGGGAUGGAAUUGCUCAACCUGACGCUUGAAAAUGUGGGGUUCUUUAAGCUCGAAGUAUUUGCCCCGAAACUCAAGUUCUUCCGUUUCUGGGAAGAUGAAACAGAAGAAGGAUACGUCGAGGUGCUAGAGUUAAGUCUCCCUUCCCUUGAUCAUGCUGAUAUUUUCGCCUUUCCUGAGGAACAGGUGGAGCAGUAUAUGAUCACCUUGUUCCAAGGUCUGCACAAUGUAAAAACUCUGACGCUUCAUUCCGAGACCAUCAAGGUACUGAAUGGUUUGGAUGAGUUCCUGGACAGGCAACCAUCUCCCUUUACAAGAUUGGAGCGUUUGAAGCUGCGGUGGAACGACAUGCAGGACAAAGUGUCGAAUUACUUUCUUAAAGGAUCUGAUGCGAAACCGAUUGUGGAGUUUGUGCCGAGGUCCGAGGAUAAAGCAAAAUUGUGCCGGACCAUUUUGGUAUCUUUGUCCUUGAUGAAGUAUACCAAUUUACCUCGUUAUUGUUAGACAGUCAUUGAGGUAGUCUCAUCAUUUCAUUCUUAUCUUCAUGUGUUCGCUGUUGUUACAUUGACCCC
Molecule: messenger RNA, 1345 nt
Organism: Linum tenue
Lineage: Eukaryota; Viridiplantae; Streptophyta; Magnoliopsida; Malpighiales; Linaceae
Source: the annotation of a GenBank genome assembly